AUGUGUAUUUUGUAUUCAUUCCAGUACCUGGCGUGCCACUCUGUGGACACUCCCCAAGGUCACUUCUCUGAAGUGGCUCGCGUCAAGUGCGUUCAGGCUCACGCUACAGAAAUGUACGCGUGUCCCAACCUCGGGAUCCCACCUGUGGUGGUGAUUCCGUGGCCCUCAUCUCAUUGUGACAGGUGCUGGACACCUGCCGACAAUUCUCUCCCGAAGAACCUCGCAGCCGUCGACUUGGACCGAUCGGAGCUUCGUGCUCUGGCCAAGCGAUACCUCGCGGCGUUCUUAGACCAUAGGAAGAAGCACGGGAAGGAUUCAAACUUCCAGCUCAACCGAGAGACUUUCGCCAGUCUCCAGGUCCAAUUCGUGGAAGAGGCGCAGAGCCUCUACCGCGCGUUGGAAAAUAAGAUCCGAUGGGACUCUCAACAAAACAGAUUUGAUCACUCGCUAGCCGAGAAACACCUCAUCAUCGACUUAAGAUGGGCCGUUCAAACUGUCAUCGUUGAGCAGAUCUUCGCGCGUCUUCCUCCCUCCACAUCUAGUACACCGUAUGAUAUAUUCUGCGGUUUGACUCAUGCCCAACAACAAGCCUUCUUCGCUCACGCAAUCAAGAACAAAGCCACGCACGAUGGCUAUGAGGAUAAUGGCCGCGAGCUGGUCACACCUCUAUGCGCUUGUCCUAAAAUGCCGCGAGACCAGUUAAACCGACUGACACUCGAGCAUGAUGCGAGAGCCACCCGGUUCGUAGCAACAUGCCAGUGGUGUUCGUCGACAAUCUUGUUCAUGGCAAUUAACAGAAAUGCUGACGGCCGACCAGCCACCGCGACGAACCACAACCAAAAGCCCUGGUGGCUGCUGAUGUUGCAAGGCGUAAGUGCCAUUGCACCAGUCGGUAGUAACGGCGAGCCACUCCCUGGAGGAGUGGUUCGCCGAACCACAGCUCGAGUGCAAAAGGGUGGCCGAGCGGCCAGCUCUCGAGUUGCGCAGGCCGGGCAGUCACUGCUCAAAAGCCUGACGAAUAAGAAGAAGUAA
Messenger RNA from Mollisia scopiformis, 1032 nucleotides. RefSeq lists its product as uncharacterized. The record is from RefSeq and is a predicted model, not a curated record. NCBI's taxonomy places the organism in Eukaryota, Fungi, Ascomycota, Leotiomycetes, Helotiales, Mollisiaceae. Bases 1 to 1032 code for a protein of 343 amino acids. The transcript has a single exon.